GCAGCUGUCAAGAUUAUUCAAUUAUUUUGUUUUAUCUUUUCUUCAAUAAUUCGUUGGUUGGAUUUUGUUUAGAAGCUCAACAAAAUGUCUAGGAUUUAUCGAUAAUAACUAAAGAGCACAAAUAAACAGCGCAAAACAUCAAUAACAUAAUUAUUAGCAGUGAAGACUUUUACACUGCAAAGCUUAUCAGUGCAAUGGUGGAGGAAACAACACAAAGCAGCCGGCCGCGCAUGAAGACGGCACGGCCCAAAUCGGUGUGUCUGUGGUCGGUAAUAGAUGUGCGAAAAUGGUAUAUGCGACACUGUGGCGAAUAUCCACAAUAUCUGGAACUUUUUUCAAAGCAUGAAAUUACCGGCCGCGCACUACUCCGCAUCAACGAUUAUUCGCUGCAAAGAAUGGGGAUCAGCCAUAGUGGCGAUCGCGAAGCAAUUUUCCGAGAGAUAUUAAAACAACGACUCAAAACUGAUAUUAUGGAAAUACGUGAUAUGGAACGUGAGAUCAAUACCUAUUACAACACCAGAUAAAUACACGUGAACUAAUGAGUAUUAGGGAAUUCAUAGGCAAUUUAAGAAAACAUAUUAGUAGCAUAAACAGUUUAACUGGCGUACAUUUUGAUAUGGGCGAUAUGUAAAUUGCAGCGAACUCCACUGCACAUCCAAACGCACACCAAUUUUCUGCUAACAAUUUUAAAGUAUGCAUUUGCAUUCAUACUAUCAUACAAACAUAUGUUCAUAUGUAAAUUAGUGUAUAACGUAGCCUAGUAGUAUUUCAAUAUUAGUGGAAAUGAAUGAAACACAAGUACUCGUACGAGUAUAUUGUGCAUUACUCUUGGUAAGAUAAAAAUCUAAAAGUAAAUUGUUCAAAUACUGCGGCUUGGAUUGUUUAGUUUUGAAAGUGUUGUCUAAAUGCCAUUUCAUUUGUAUUGCAUUAUCGUGUAUGUCCCAGUAUGUAUUGUACAUAUGUACAAACGUAUAUUAUUAUUCUUGCGAUUUACGUAUUGUCUUAAUUAUUGACCAACAAGUAAAACUAUUUUUAUUAUUUUUUUUUUUUUAAUUUAUUUAGGCAGUUAACUGAAAACACCACAUAGCAAUAAUGUAAACGGUAUUAAAAGUAUGUAUGUAGUUGUACGAAUUUUAAAAAAAUUAUAUGCUUAAAAUUAUGAAAUAAGUCGUUAACUUUUGUAAUGAAUACUAGACGAAUUGCACAAAAAAUUUCAAAUUGUUAUGCAACAAAAGACGCGUAAAUUUUAUUAUAUACGUAUACAUAUAUAAAUAAUUUUAUUUGAAUAGCGACAAUUCUGGAAAUGCAAUUUUUAUUGCUAUAGUUUGGAAUUUUUUUUCUUUUAUCGUAUACAGAUUUAGUUCUACUUAAGAAAGAAUUAUUACAUAAAUAGAAUUUUAUGCACGUAUGUAUUACAUAAAAAAUAUUAAUAGUGCUAAAAGAUAUAUUAGAAUUAAUUACAUAUAUUUUAUCAUAUUUUUUUACAAUUCUUAUGAAGUACUAAUACCAUUUUGUCAUUAAUCACUUUUCGGGAGUAACAUUAUUGUUGCUUUUUGGCAAAAAAUACAACAACAAAUACAUCAUAGUUUUUAAACUAAAAAGCAAUUACAAAAAGUAUUGAAAUUGCAAUUGUUAAACAAAUUUUUAGUGUGCAAAUAUACAUUUAAUUAUUUGAAAUAA
Molecule: messenger RNA, 1680 nt
Organism: Anastrepha obliqua
Lineage: Eukaryota; Metazoa; Arthropoda; Insecta; Diptera; Tephritidae
Gene: ave
Product: protein aveugle
Exons: 2
Coding region: 195-524 (109 amino acids)
Biological process (GO): cell surface receptor protein tyrosine kinase signaling pathway
Cellular component (GO): cytoplasmic side of plasma membrane
Molecular function (GO): protein binding
Source: RefSeq, a predicted model, not a curated record